This is a messenger RNA of Impatiens glandulifera, 1458 nucleotides long. Its product is annotated as beta-glucosidase 24-like. Gene Ontology annotation, biological process: carbohydrate metabolic process. The transcript is spliced from 13 exons. Gene Ontology annotation, molecular function: beta-glucosidase activity. The record is from RefSeq and is a predicted model, not a curated record. The coding region runs from base 154 to 1458 and encodes 434 amino acids. Lineage: Eukaryota; Viridiplantae; Streptophyta; Magnoliopsida; Ericales; Balsaminaceae.
UAUAGCACAGUUUCGUUAACUCGUAACAAUUUUUCAUCCAAUUUUCUCUUCGGCACCGCAUCGUCAGCCUAUCAGUGUGAAGGAGGGGCUAAUGAAGGAGGUAAAGGACCAAGCAUAUGGAAUGCAUUUGUUAAAAAGUACCCAGAGAGAAUAAUGAGUGGAGGCAAUGCAGACGUAGCAAUUGAUGCUUAUCAUCGAUACAAGGGUGAUAUUAAAAUUAUGGAGGAAAUGGGGUUCAAUGCUUACCGUUUUUCCUUUUCAUGGUCUAGAAUAUUACCUCGUGGAAAACUCAGUGGUGGUAUAAACAUGGAGGGAAUUCAAUACUAUAACAACCUCAUAAAUGAUCUCUUGGAUAAAGGGCUAGUGCCCUUUGUUACUUUGUUCCAUUGGGAUCUUCCUGAAGCCUUGGAGGAAGAGUAUGAUGGUUUCUUGAGUACUAAAAUUGUGAAAGAUUUCAAAGACUACGUAAAUGUUUGUUUUAAAGUAUUUGGAGAUCGAGUAAAACAUUGGAUCACACUUAAUGAGCCAUGGACUUAUAGUAUGGGCGGUUAUUCAGGGGGAACACUAGCACCGGGACGAUGUUCUUCGUCGAAUAUAGUCAAGGCGGAUUAUAAUAUAAAAUGCACUUAUGGAAAUUCUGGAACAGAGCCUUAUAUAUCAGCCCAUAACCAACUUCUUGCUCAUUCUGAAGCAGUAAAGUUGUAUAAAGACAAAUAUCAGGCAUAUCAGAAGGGUAAAAUUGGUAUUACACUAAACUGUGACUGGAUGGUUCCAUACUCAGAAGCCAUGCAGGAUCAAGAGGCUGCUGAAGUAGCCAAUGAGUUCAUGUUUGGAUGGUUUAUGGAUCCAAUUACUCGGGGUGCUUAUCCAGAAUCGAUGCGAGUAUUGGUUGGUAAAAGGCUUCCCAAAUUCACAAAAGAACAAUCAGAAAUUUUAAAAGGAUCAUUUGAUUUUCUUGGAUUGAAUUAUUACACUGCCCGAUAUGCAAGAUAUAAUCAAAGUUAUAUUAAUGGGUAUCCUAAGAACAUUAAAACGGAUUCCCGAGUAAGCAUUUUGGGUGAACGCAAUGGGAAACCCAUUGGUCCAAUGAUAGGUACUAUUUAUGUGUAUCCAAGAGGAAUCCGAGAUGUUCUCCUCUAUGUCAAGAACAAGUACAAUAAUCCUCUCAUUUACAUCACUGAAAAUGGGGUAAACACGGUUAACUUAACUCGAGAAGAAAACUUAGCUGACAGUAUGAGGAUUGAUUAUUACUCCCGACAUUUCGCAUUUAUCAGACAAGCAAUCAAGGAAGGAGUAAAUGUGAAUGGCCAUUUUUCAUGGUCUUUGUUCGAUAAUGUUGAAUGGAGUAUGGGUACUGGAGUUCGAUAUGGAAUCUAUUACGUGGAUUAUAAAAAUGGCCUGAAAAGAAUUCCCAAACUUUCUGCUAAAUGGUUUAAGAAGUUUCUUCAAAGAGAAUGA